UUUUUUUCUUAAAACUUGCCUUUGACAUUUAUUAUAUAAACCCUAUCUUCACUUCUUUUUCUCCACACCAAAUAACUUCAAGUUUUUUAAGUUUCUAGACAAAAGCACAAGAUGGCUUCAAGUUCUAGGGCUUUUCUUUUUGUGCUUCUUGGUGCUCUUGUUUGUAGUAGCAUUGAUGCAAGGAAGCUUGGGAGUGAUAAUGGUUUAAGGGAUGAGAAGAAUUUCUAUCAUCGUCCAGGGUUCGGCGGAGGUGCUGGCGCAGGAGGAGGUGGUGGUUUUGGUGGUGGUGGUGGUAGUGGAGGAGGGUUAGGUGGUGGUUCAGGAGGCGGAUUUGGUGCUGGUGGUGGUUCUGGCGGUGGACUUGGAGGUGGAGGAGGUUUUGGUGGUGGUGGCGGCGGUGGAUUUGGCGGAGGAGGUGGUGUUGGUGGAGGAUCAGGGUUUGGAGGAGGAUCAGGAUUUGGAGGUGGUGCCGGUGGUGGUAGUGGACUAGGAGGAGGUGGUGGAGGAGGGUUUGGAGGCGGUGGUGGUAGUGGAGGUGGACUUGGUGGUGCUGGAUCCGGUGGAGGAUUUGGUGGUGGAGCUGGUGGAGGAGUUGGAGGUGGAUUUCCAUGAAUAUAAAGAAGAAUAUUAAUGCUUUCUAUUUCGCACGUUUUUGUAUGAAUAAAUUGCUGAAGGCUUCUUACAUCAUUAGAGAGGGCGUGGCAUCACAUGAUAAAGAAUUAUAGAUAUUUUUUAAAUUACAUGUAUAUCAUAUUUUGUGUUUUGAAUAAUGGUGGUUUUUGACAAAA
Messenger RNA from Lathyrus oleraceus (garden pea), 788 nucleotides. Its product is annotated as glycine-rich cell wall structural protein. The record is from RefSeq and is a predicted model, not a curated record. Lineage: Eukaryota; Viridiplantae; Streptophyta; Magnoliopsida; Fabales; Fabaceae. The transcript has a single exon. The coding region runs from base 112 to 612 and encodes 166 amino acids.